CACCUCUACUCGUAAAACCCUAUCAAUCUCUCUCUUUAUCUCUCAGUUCCUCUCUGUUCAAUUCUAAAACAAACAAAAAUGGGUAUUUCUUACAAUGGGUUAGUACUGUUGGGCGCGAUAAUGGGUUGUUGUUUUCUGGUAGGAGUUUCAGCUGGUAACUUCUACCAAGAUUUUGACAUAACUUGGGGAGGGCAGAGAGCGAAGAUUUUCAGAGGAGGGCAGCUUCUUUCUUUGUCGUUAGAUAGGGUUUCUGGGUCUGGAUUUCAAUCCAAGAAUGAGUAUUUGUUUGGAAGAAUUGAUAUGCAGCUUAAGCUUGUUGCUGGGAACUCUGCUGGCACUGUCACUGCCUAUUAUUUGUCAUCUCAAGGGCCAACUCACGACGAAAUAGAUUUUGAGUUCUUGGGAAAUGUGACAGGAGAACCUUACAUUUUGCACACCAAUGUCUUCACGCAAGGCCAGGGGAACAGAGAGCAACAAUUCUAUCUUUGGUUCGACCCCACAAGAAACUUUCACACUUACUCCAUCAUUUGGAAGCCCCAACACAUUAUAUUUUUGGUGGACAAUACUCCUAUAAGAGUAUUCAGAAAUGCAGAAUCACUCGGUGUUCCUUUCCCAAAAAACCAACCAAUGAGGAUUUACUCUAGUCUUUGGAAUGCUGAUGACUGGGCAACAAGGGGUGGAUUGGUAAAAACAGACUGGACAAAGGCACCAUUUACAGCUUACUACAGAAAUUUCAAUGUCAAUGCAAUAUCUUCAAGCUCAUUUUCAGACAGUGCCUUUCAGACCAAUGAGCUUGAUGCCCCUAGCAGGAGAAGACUCCGAUGGGUUCAAAAAUAUUUCAUGAUCUACAACUACUGUAGUGAUUUGAAAAGGUUCCCGCAAGGCCUCCCUACUGAGUGCAGACAUGCUUAAGUCGGAGUCGGGUUGAGUUUGUGAUAUAUAUUCCACGGUUUAUUUAUAAUUCUUUAGUUGAAUUAUUCCUCGUUUUUAUCCAGGUUUCCUUCGCUUGGUAAUUGGAGGAUGAAAAUAAAUAAAUAAACAAAUUCUUUGUUUCU
Jatropha curcas is the source of this 1055-nucleotide messenger RNA. RefSeq names its product xyloglucan endotransglucosylase/hydrolase 15 (gene XTH15). Gene Ontology annotation, cellular component: apoplast; cell wall. The record is from RefSeq and is a predicted model, not a curated record. Lineage: Eukaryota; Viridiplantae; Streptophyta; Magnoliopsida; Malpighiales; Euphorbiaceae. Gene Ontology annotation, molecular function: xyloglucan:xyloglucosyl transferase activity; hydrolase activity, hydrolyzing O-glycosyl compounds. Gene Ontology annotation, biological process: xyloglucan metabolic process; cell wall biogenesis.